AUGGAGAGUACGAUAUUCACCGGGACUUUUUCCACGGCAGCGUGCGUCUAUGCGCCUUCUCGUCGAACCGUGGGAGCACGCGAGCACCCGUCGACGGUUCUGGAUCACCUGGUGACUCACAUUGUGGACGUACCCUUUUUUCUUGCCAGCAGCACCGAGGAGCGUGCACACGGAUGCAGUUUGUUUUUGGCCACUGCGGCGUACCCAGGAACGAAGCUUGUGGUGCAUAAGCCGAGAAGGCAUCCGACCUCGCACAGCUCAGAGGCACAUGGAGCACCGGCAUCGUUGCACUGGCCGAACGUAUUAUUGGUGCCCGACAGCUCAAGCCAGAAGCCUACCGCUCCACUGUAUCAGGCGACUGGGAACCCACUUGCACGGACGCCACUCUCACUCGUGGGGAAGAGGCCGCACUGGACCGCCUCCGCACCGGGGUUUCGCACAAAUACGGAUGGCUGCCACGGCCACUGCAACCCGCCAUCCCGAGCACAUUCCGUUGGUGCGGCCCGGAUGCCUCACAACAGGCACGCAAAAAGGUUUACACGGAAACGCCUCCUCCUCCCGCUGGACCCCACACCGCCACGAUCCGACUCCCGGCAGACUGCCCGGUGUGCGGCAAACACUGCAGCUGCUACACUGGUGUCGUGA
This is a messenger RNA of Trypanosoma cruzi, 645 nucleotides long. RefSeq lists its product as uncharacterized. NCBI's taxonomy places the organism in Eukaryota, Euglenozoa, Kinetoplastea, Trypanosomatida, Trypanosomatidae. The record is from RefSeq and is a predicted model, not a curated record. The coding region runs from base 1 to 645 and encodes 214 amino acids. The transcript has a single exon.